AUGUUUAAUUUAAAUUUUUCUGCUAAAAUUAAAGAAGCUGAAGAACAUGUUAAACAAGGAGAAAAAUAUUUAAAAACAUCAUUUACAAAAUGGAAGCCAGACCUUGAUUCAGCUAUUGAUGAAUUCGAUAAAGCAUGUACAUGUUAUCGUGUUGCAGAAAAAUAUGAACAAUGUCGAGAUUUAUCAAUACGAUUAGCUGAAUUACAAAUACAAAAAGGUAGUACAUUUUUUGCUGCUAAAUCCUAUGAACAAGCAGCACAAAUGGCACAACAAGUACAAGAUUUAAAAACAGCUGCUAAAUAUUAUGAUAAAGCAGGCGAAUUAUAUGUUGAAGGAGGUCAUUGUGAUUCUAGUAUUAUACUUUAUGAACGUUGUGCACCACAAUUUCAACAAUUUGAUCGUACAAUAUCUAUUGAUUUUUAUCUUAAAGCAGCACAUUUAGCUGAACAAGAUAAAACUUAUCAAGCAGCUGAUUUAUAUGAAAAAGCAGCUAUGCAAACACUUCGUACAGGAAAUUAUCCAAAAACAACUGAAUUACUUGAAAUAGUUACAAAAACUUUAACAACAUUAGAACGUUAUGAUCGUAUUAAUCGUGUAAUACUUUAUCGAAUAUUACUUAAAUUAUUUAAUGAUGAUAGUGUAGCUGGUAGAAAUAUAUUUGAUCAAGCUUGUCAAACUUAUCCAACAUUUGAACAAUGGGAAGAACGAAAUCAUAUUGAAUUAUUACUUGAUGCAUUUGAUCAAGAUGAUAAAGAUUUAAUUAGUCAACGUUGUCAAAAACCAUAUUUUAUGGCAAUUGAACCUGAAUUUGUUCGUUUAAUAAAACGUUGGAUUCGUCCAAUAGCAAAUAAAGAUGAUGGACAACAAAAAACAAUAAAUAGUGCUUCUUCAUCAACAUCUGGAGUCAAACCAGUGCAAUUAGAUGAUGAUGAAAUUGAUUUACGUUAA
Messenger RNA from Rotaria sp. Silwood1, 948 nucleotides. Lineage: Eukaryota; Metazoa; Rotifera; Eurotatoria; Philodinida; Philodinidae. The record is from the annotation of a GenBank genome assembly.